GACUUAACCUUAAUGUACAAAGCAACACUCACAGCCACAGAAGAAGAGAAACAAAAAUACAAACAAACGAAAAAAGAGAAAAAAAUCUACUACAAUCCGGCAUAUCUCUCCGGUUGUGCUGUCAGUAUACUGCAGUCAGUUCACUGAUUAUUAAUCGUUCGAGCUAGACGUGGAAAUAUUUUUCCAUAAUUCUCGUGCAUUUAUUUAAUAAUUUUAAACAAUUAAUAAUUCUGUAAUUAUGCGUAACGCGUAGUUAAGUGUUAAGAUUCGAUAAUACGAUAUAGUACGAAAAAAUUAAACGUCAAAAAAUACGAAACUAAGCAUUUUAAGCAGGCCAGCAACUUGUUGAUUCAUACAUAUAUGUAUAUGGAAUAACAAAUGUCUAUUACCUGUAAUUUCUUCUACUCUAUACGGCAGUGAAUUAUUUUAUACAACAAAUUUUAUGAAAGAAAAACUCAAAAAAAUUGAUAAAAAAAGUUUGAUAACAAAUGUGUGUGUUUGUGCUGUUUGUGUGUGCUUAAUGCUUAAACUAACAUAACAUAUUAUAAAUAGGGUGGUCUUUAGAAUAGAUCGAUAAUUAUGGAUUUGCCGCAAUCAUUCGACGAGCGACAAGACGUGCAACAAAAGACAUUCACAAAAUGGAUUAAUCAUCAUCUGGCAAAGGGUGGAUUUGACCCAGUAAAGAAUCUUUAUGAGGAUUUACAAGAUGGACACAAAUUAUUGGCCUUACUGGAGGUUCUCACGAACCAAAAAUACAAACCUGAGCGUGGUCACAUGCGUGUACAUUUCAUAAGCAAUAUCAACAAAGCCCUUAGUGUCCUUCAAGAGUAUGGCGUGCGAAUGGUAAACAUAUCUAGUGAUGAUAUAGUCAGUGGCAAUCCAAAACUAACACUCGGUCUCAUAUGGCUGAUUGCGUUGAGCUUCGAUGGUCAGCAGCUCGUAACAUCACAAGCAAUUAGCGGAAUUGAAAAGUCAUUAAAGGCGUGGGUGUGUAAAUUUACCGAGCGCCAUGGCUUAAAAGUCAAUGACUUUACACAAUCGUGGAACGAUGGAUUAGCAUUCUUGUACAUUCUCUACGAAACCAUUCCAGUGAAAUUUGAUUUGGCAGCAGCUAAAAAGAUGCAUCCAAAUGCAAGACUUAAGAUGGCAUUCGAUAUGGCUUACGAUCAGCUAGGAAUCGAAAAUCUAUUAGAUCCUGAAGAUGUGAAUGUUAAGAGACCCGACCGUAAAAGUAUUCUAAUGUAUAUAAUGUGCCUUUACAAUGCAAUUCACAAGAAAGGUCUCGAUACUGAUCGUAAGCGAUUGAGUGAGGAGAGUAUAGACGAGAUUCAAUUACUCAAUGAGAACGAGAUGAAACAGACACCGAGUGACAGUGAUGGUGAAACAGAAAAUAAGAAAGCAAAGCUUAAUGUUGACGGUAAGAUGGAUGAAAUUUCAUUAGCAAAGUCAAUUGAGGAUUUGAGACGAUUGACAAGUGAGAAUCGUAAUAGUUUCAUAAGUACGGAAGUCAACAUUGUACAGACAAUUACACAUCAUCAGCAAAAUGAGGAGAUUAAAAACAAUCAACGGCCAUUGUCAACAGCAACAAACUGUUCUGUUGAAAUCACAGAAUAUCAAUCAGCAAUUGAGGACGUGCUUGACAAACUAUUACGAGCAGAAGACACAAUAGCCGAUGAUCAUCCAAUUCCAGAAAGUCUAACUGAUUCUCGUAAACAAUUUCAAUUACAUGAAGAUUUUAUGCUUAAACUUGCCGAUUAUCAAGUUUCUGUUGGAUCAGCACUUGAGGAAGGAACGAAAUUAUUGACUGACUCAUCUGGUCUAUCAAUUGAGGAACAGAAUGAAAUUAAACACCAACUUUUCUUACUAAAUGAACGAUGGGAGGCACUAAGAGUGAAAGCACUUGAUACACAAACAAAAGUCCACAAACAUCUGGCAACAAUGCAGCUUGAUAAGGUCAAUGAACUUAAAGAUUUUCUUACGUCAACUGAAGAUAGAUUAUCAAGAAUGUCAGAACUCGGACCAGAUCCUGAUGGUCUCAGGAAACAAAUGGAAGAGCACAAGAAACUUCAAGCAGACUUGGAAGCUCAACAAGCACUUGUUGAGUCAUUAAGCAACUUGGUGAUAAUUGAAGAUUCCGAAUACUUUAGAGAUUUAGAAGAUAAGUUAGUUGCUUUAGAGGAACGAUGGUCGCAUGUUGUUAAAUGGACGAGUAAGCGAUGGGAUAAUUUACAGGAAUUGAGCUACAAGUGGACGAAACUAGCAGAAGAACAUAGAGUUAUUAAUCAAUGGCUUGAUUCCCGUGAGAAAUGUUUAAAGGAUAUGGAAACGAAGGAAGUAACAGAAAUUGGGACUGCAAUUGAUAGAAUCAAGUGCUUAGAAUUUUGUAGAGCUGAUUUAAAGAAGCUACAAAAUUAUGUUGAAAACCUUGAGACAGUUACACAAGGACUUAAAGUCGACAAUCUAUCCACACUUAAUAUUGCUGAAAAAGUUGAGCAAAUUAACGACAAAAUUGAAGCGUUAGAUGAAAUUCUUGACAUUCAGCAUCAAAGAAUCGAAGCAAUGGGUUUCCAUGUCGACAAGUCACUAACAAGAAGAGUAUCAAUCCCACCUGGAUGGCUUAAUUUUGAGGAUAGAAUUAUUGAAAUUGAUGGACGUAGAAAGUCUUUAAUUGCAAGGACUGUAGAAACAGUCGUUGAAGAUGACGAAAAAGCAACUAAGCCAGAAGAAAGUGAAAAGGUCACAAAACUCAACGAGAGUAUAAUGGAUAUGGUUUAUUUUGUCGACGAAAUUGAGACAUCAAUAGCUGACCUUUAUCAACUCGACUUAAAGACACAAAUUACUGUUUUAGAGAAACUUCAAGACAAACUUAAGAAUCAAGUUGAAGACUACGAAAAGGCAAAGAAUUUACUUGAUGAAUGCCAGCACGAGACUACUGGAGAGCUUCAAGUUGAGCAUCAACAUAUUCAUGAAUUAGGAUCGAAGUAUGACUCAAUUGGAUUUAAGAUUGAGGAUCUUAUUGAAAGUGCCAAGAUUGACUUUAAAAAAGAGAAAUUUUGUAAAGAUUUAACGAGUAUUAAGCUUACGCUUGCUGACUUAAGAGACUGGUAUAAACAGCAUGCUCAUUCAGCGACUCCUGAUGAUCUUCAGAAACGCUUAGUGGAUAUGAAGGAAAUGCAGGAAAUUAUUAAAGAAGCCAGUGAAUCAUGUGCCACUGAAAAUGGCACUGAAUGGGUUGAAUGGAAGCGCGAUUUUGAACAAUUUGAUCAGAGCUGGACAGACCUUAAUAAUGCGAUAGUCACAAUAGUUGAUGAAAAGAGUGAAUCAGCAAAAAAGACGGAAGUUCUUAAAGAAUUUGAGAAGCAGACAGAAGAAGUGCUGACUGGUAUCGACAGUAUGGAGACAUGGCUUGAUGACCUUGAAAAAAAUACACCAAGCACAGCCAACAACUUGCUUGAAAAUGUCAAUGACUUAUUCCAAGUUAAAUCUAAAUUCCAAACCCUAAAAGAAUCAUGCGAACAAAUGACUGUAAAGUUCCGUGAACUUAACGAAUCAGGCAAUGAAAUGUUACUUAAAGGUGACGAACUUCUACAAAAUAAACGAGACAGCAACUUUUCACAGCUAGCCAAGAAGCUUACUAAACUUAGUGCAAGAUGGAGUGAAGUCACGUCACAAGUAUAUUCAAGAACUGCUUCAUUGGAGCACUUAUCAGCACAAUAUGGGGAAUUGAAGACUUUGUUGGUAUCUGAAGCUGGAUAUUUAGAUAAACUUGACAAGUUGUUAAGGAGAAGUCCAGAGAAUGCAGCUGAUGCUGAAGAGAUUUCUGAGGAACUAGAUGACAUCGAGAACUAUCUAAGAAACAACUCAUCUGAGUCACGAAUCGAUAAAAUUCAGGAAGUCGGGAAUGAUCUUGUUGACCUAAGCUUCCUUCGAAAUGAAAUCAAUAUUGAAAUCAACGCAAUGUUGGAUAGAAGGGAGCAGCUUCAUCAUCAGGCCGAGACAAGGAUUCACAUACUGGAGCAGGCAGUGUCAGAAGCACAAACAAGUGAAUCGCAAGUCACUGAACUACAGCAAUGGAUAUUCCGCGUUGAUGACUUAUUAAAUGAUUUUAUAGAGCACGAUACAACAUUUGAAUGCUUACCUCACGAUUUUCAGCGCUUGACAGAAGAAUUUCAAGCAAAUGCUAAGGUCUUGGAUGAUAUGAAGCGACAAGUCGAGACGUACAAGGCUCAUGGAAAAAUAGAAGCAGCAAACCGUUAUCAAGAUCAAAUAAAUUUAUUACAAGACCGCUUCCUUCACUGUCAGGAGAAGCUUGAGAAGUUUACAUCACCACAAGCAAUUUUCGAAAACAAAUUGGGUCGAGCAAUUGCAGACCUUAGGAACGUGGAGAGAAGCUGCUGUGUUUUAGAUUUAGCAUCAGCAGGAAGUCAACAUGUUCAUGACCAAUAUCAACACUGCUUGAAACUUUAUCGAACGUUAUCAGAAGUAAAGCCAGAAAUUGAGUCAAUAAUCAAGUCAGGAAGGCAGUUAUGUAAUGAACCGUCGACUAAAGAUGCUAAGAAGUUAAACACAAGAAUCGAUACAUUAAAGUAUCUUUACAAUAAUCUAGGAGAUACAGUCACAACGAGUAAGAAUGGACUUGAAAGAAUCAUUAGACUAUUAACCCAAUUUAAUCAGACAAUCGAAGUUGUUGUCAAAUGGAUUGGCAAAAAUAAGCAUGACCGAAUGGACAACAACAACCAUGAAAUCCAAAUAGAAAAAGUAAACGAAGUCGAAGCUGAACUUAGAAAAUGCCAUCAAAUUUUUGACGAAUAUAAAACAAUUGUUGAUGCUGCAUAUCUUGCUGACAUUAAUGAUCGUCUUAGUCUAGUCGAUCGCGAGUUCAAUGAAUUUUUAAAUUUAGACACAGACAAAAAGAUGUUAAAUGAUAUGCUUCAAACACUUCAAAACAUCGAUCAAGUUUCAAUUGAUGCAUUACAAGCGAUGGAAGUGAGCUUGUCAAAAUUGAAGCCAGGGUCGGAGGAGGUAGCGAAGCUACAUGAUCAAGUAACGAAGAUUGUUGUGGAAGCAAUCGAAUUUCACCUCAAAACUGCACAACUCAUGAUAAAGCCUGAUGAAGAAGAUGUAGAAAUUGUUAUGGUUAGUGAUACAAUAAGACAAAGACGAUCGCGUACGCCAAUUUCAGCAACAUCAGAUGGUAAUCGUGAAUCAAAUCUUGUUGUAAUGCCCGAUUUACUGCCACAAUCAAAUGAGAAUUGUAAGGAUAAUAUGCUAGAAUCGAUUGAGACACAGUUGGUUAAUGGACAGCCAUAUACAGUUGUAGAAGUUAAAGAAAUUGAGGAAUUAAAAUCACCAAAAUUAGGACAAAUUGUUGAUACAGUUAGUAUACUCGAAAAUUGUAAUCAGCUUGAGCUACAGCAAGUGGAAACUGUUAAUAUAAUUGAUGCAUCAUCAGAUACUGACACAGCCAAUUCAACACCGCAACUGCAAAGAAAAUCAUUCAUAAAUGUCGAAACUGUCAACUAUAAAGCAAAUGGUUCAUUUGAUGAAUUGCAAACAGAAUUAAAGAAGGAACUGGAAACAAUAUCCUAUUUUGAGUUUGACAUAAACGAUGAUCAAAUUCCUUCAAUAGAUACACAGCCUAAAAAUGAAGACAAAGUGCCAGAAAUUGAUGAGAAAAAAAUUAUUUCAAUGAUGAAGCUGCGACCGACUUUACAGGAAUUACUUAUGGCAGACAGAGUUAACAGCUUUUAUGCUGCUGAUAAAGAAAAUGAUGAACCAUUGGAAUUUUCAGACGAUGAAGAGAUUCCACGAUUUUCCGUUGAAAUUGAUUCUGAUAGUGAUUUGUCAAGAAUAGAAACCCCAAUUAAAGCAGAACCCGAUAAAGAGACAACAUUCAACAACGAAGAGUCAUUUAUGAACGGAACAAUAGUCACAAGUUCUCCGUUCACAUACAAGUCAGUCACUCCAUUGGAUCAGCGAGUCGAGCAAUUUGAGAAAACUGCACGAUAUAUUAUGAAGAAAUUGGACCAGACACUUGAACAGAUUCAGUCAUGCGAUGACGGCUCGAGUGUCGUUGAACAUAUGAAAUUAUCGAUAGCACCAGAUGCAGCAUUAAUUCUCUCACAAGGUGACACAUUAAUCCUCGAGACGCAUGGAAAAAAUUCAGAAUUAACGCAAAGGUUAUUAAACAUCCAAAAGGAAUUGCGUGAUAAAUAUAAAGACAUGCAAAAUUCAAACACGACAAAUUUGAGUGCAUUGGAGAAGAAUCACAAUAUGGAUCCAGAAAAUCAGUAUUCACCAAAAGAGAAAAUUUGUACGGAUAAGAAAUUCCCAGUUGAUUUAUUGCACCAAAAUUCAACAGCAUCAAUCAAGCUUGAUGAUCUUGUCGAGAAAGUUUUAAAGAGAGUCAAAGAUUUAGUCUCGAAAUCCGUCGAUUACUCAUCAGAAGAAGAUAUUACGAAAAGAAUAUUAGACAUUGGGGAAAAACAAGAAGAUUUGAAAUUUGCCAUAGAAUUUGCGUCACAAUCAACCGACCCAACAUCUGCAUCGCAAAUGGACUUUUUGGAAAAGGCGAAGAAAGAUCUUUCAUCGCACUGUGAUCAAAUAGUCAUGUCUCUCGCGACACUCAACAAACAGCGUUCCGUGGAAAAGCAAUCGAUUAGGACAACUGUCACAAUUUCAAAAGUGUCGAAAACACCAGUUUUAACAACGACUAGUAUGCCAAUUACAACGACUAGUCAAUCAAAGACAAUUACGUUGGAUGGGGUGACGGAGAGAAAUGAUCUAUCAAAUCAGACAGAAGCUGAGAUGUCAAAGGAAAUUGAUGAAAUUCCAAAUGCUGAUGUUGCAAAACGUAAAGACAUUGCAAAGGAGAAAUUUUUCAACGAGACUAACGGAACUGAACGUAGAGAUUCCAGUGGUGCAUCAUCAAUCGGAGUGAAAGAGUCGUAUGUUCCUGGAUCGUUUACUGCAAAGCAAAAGAGUCGUCCUAGUAUUAUAACAGCUACAAUUGCUGCAAGUUUUGACAACUCAAUCUUACAGAUAUCCGACUGGCUGAUGUUGAAUCGUGAAAUGCUAAAGCAACAAACCAUACCUGUUGGUGACGUUGAUGUUAUUGCGAAUGCCAUCGAUCGACAAAAGACGCUCCUACGUGAGUUGGAUUUUAAAAAGCCUCAACUAGAUGAGCUAGUCAACACAGCGGAAAGCUUAAAAACUGAUGCCAAUAAGUUACAAUUACAGAAUAAAGUAACACGUUUACGUGAACAAUGGGACGAUACAUCGAAUUGCGUUAUGAAGAGGAAAUCGGAGCUUGUAGCGAUGCUGGGUGAUUCACAAAGAUAUGACUCGAAACGGCAGGAAAUUGAAGCUUGGCUCAUGCGAAUGGAGAGUCGAGCAGAGAGAAUGGGAAAUGCGGCCGCACAAGCAGAUGUUUUAGACUUUUCUGCGCUCGAGGCAUCACAGAAAGAGCAAAAGAUGUUCCACGCUGAAUUACACACCUACAAGCAUCACAUCGAACUUUUCAAUCAAUUAACUCAAAAGCUUAUUGCCGUCUAUCCAGCUGAUGACACAUCACGAAUCAAGCGAAUUACGGAGAGUGUUAAUCUCAGAUAUAAAAAUUUGAACAAUACGGUGGUUACGCGUGGUAAGGUCUUGCAUGCUGCUGUCCAUUCACUGCAAUCGUUCGAUAAAUCAUUGGAUCAAUUCUUGGCAUGGUUGAGUGAAGCUGAAUCACUGUGCGAAACAGGAGAAGCAUUGACCGCCGAGGGUGGAGAGAUUGAAGCAAAAGCUCUGGUUAAUUUAAAGGACUUACAAUCAGAAAUUGAAGCACAUCGUGUAGUUUAUGAUAGACUCGAUGGCACUGGAAGGAAAUUGCUCGGUUCACUUACAUCGCAGGAAGAUGCUAUUAUGCUUCAGAGACGAUUAGAUGAGAUGAAUCAACGUUGGAAUCAUUUGAAGUCAAAGAGUUUAGCUAUAAGAAAUCGUCUAGAGUCAAAUUCCGAGCAUUGGAGUGCAUUACUACUAUCCCUACGAGAAAUGACCGAGUGGGUUAUCAGAAAAGACACUGAACUAUCAUCGUUAAGUCAUAGUCCCGUACGCGGCGAUGCAGCAAGUUUAGCAAAGCAAUUGGAUGAUCACAAGGCAUUUAGACGACAACUAGAAGAUAAAAGACCAAUUGUUGAAAGCAAUUUGCUGAGUGGACGACAAUAUGUUGCGAGUGAACCACCAUUAUCAGAUACAAGCGACUCUGAAGCAUUUGAUGCCGAUUCUCGGUACUUAUCAGCUGAAGAUCAAAAUCGUGAACUCACGCGAAGUAUUCGACGUGAAGUGGCAAAGUUGACAGAACAAUGGAAUCAUUUAAUCAAUCGAAGCGACAAUUGGAAACAUCGGUUGGAUGAAUACAUGACGAAAAUGCGUCAAUUCCAAAAGACCUUGGAAGAUUUGAGUUCGCGUGUUAGUCAAGCAGAACAAUUGGCUCAUUCAUGGCAAACGCCAGCAUCAGCAAAUGAGGCAAUUGAUCAAAUGCAGUAUCUGCAGCGUCUAAAAGACCAGAUGACAACAGCGGGUGCAUUAUUGGAUGACUGUAAUGAACAGCAAAGCUUUUUCACUGCAAAUCACGUGUUAGUUCCUAGUCAAUGCUUAUCAAAGCUUGAAGAUUUGAACACGCGCAUGAAAUUAUUACAAAUUGCCAUUGAUGAACGUCAUAAGAUUCUCGUGCAAGUUGGUGGAAAUCAAUUGAGUGCAUCAAUGAGUGAGAAUAAUAGGAAUUUACAUAACUUGUCUGGCACAAUUGGUCCCGUACCGAAUUUGGCGACAAGCGUUAAAUCACCUUGGGAAAGAGCAACGACUCCAGCGAAUGUGCCUUAUUACAUUAACCACGAACGUGAAACAACAACAUGGGAUCAUCCAGAUAUGAUUGAUUUAAUGAAAUCCUUAUCAGACCUAAACGAUAUUCGAUUUUCCGCUUAUCGUACGGCAAUGAAACUUCGUACCGUUCAGAAGAAAUUAUCAUUCGAUAAAAUUCAAAUGAAUGUUGCCAUUGAACGAUUCGACAUUCAUGGAUUGCGAGGACAGAAUGAUAAACUAAUUGAUAUUGCGGACAUGACGACAGUAUUGCAUUCACUUUAUGUGACAGUUGAUCAAAUUGAUAUGCCACUUCUGUUGGAUCUCGCAAUAAAUUGGAUACUUAAUGUUUAUGAUUCCCAACGUACUGGACAAAUUCGAGUGCUUAGCUUUAAAGUCGGUCUCAUAUUACUGUGUAAAGGACCUCUCGAGGAGAAAUAUCGUUAUCUAUUCCGACUUAUUGCUGAUCAAGAUAAGAAAGUUGAUCAGAGAAAAUUGGGACUUUUGCUUCAUGACUGUAUACAGGUUCCACGUCAAUUGGGUGAAGUUGCAGCUUUUGGUGGAUCAAAUAUUGAGCCAUCAGUUCGUUCAUGUUUCGAACGUGCUGGUGUUAAUCAGAAUGGCGAGCUUUUAGAAACUUCCAUUGAAGCACAACACUUCCUUGGUUGGCUUCAACAUGAACCACAAAGUCUUGUAUGGCUUCCAGUUAUGCAUAGAUUGUCAGCAGCAGAAUCAGCAAAACACCAAGCAAAAUGCAAUAUUUGCAAGGAAUAUCCAAUUGUCGGCUUUAGAUAUCGAUGCUUAAAAUGCUUCAAUUUUGAUAUGUGUCAGACGUGCUUCUUCCUUGGCAAAAAUGCUAAAAAUCAUAAACUCACACAUCCAAUGCAUGAGUACUGCACAACGACAACGUCAUCAGAGGAUGUUCGUGAUUUCACACGAGCACUUCGCAAUAAAUUCAAGUCAAGAAAAUAUUUCAAAAAGCAUCCACGAGUUGGUUACUUGCCAGUCCAGAGUGUCCUCGAGGGUGAUGCUCUCGAAUCACCAGCACCUAGUCCACAGCACACUACACAUACACUUCAAAACGAUAUGCAUUCACGACUUGAGAUGUAUGCAUCGAGACUCGCACAAGUUGAAGGAGGAAGUGGAACAAGAAGCAAUUCAACACCAGAAAGUGACGAUGAACAUCAAAUGCCAAAUCCAUCAAUUUCAUCAUCAAACGGACCGAAAUCACCAAGCAAUGAAGCUGAAGAGCGCGAAGAGUUGGAACAAAUUAUUCGUGAUCUUGAGGAAGAGAAUGCCACAUUACAGGCAGAGUAUGAACGACUUAGAGUCAAGCAAACACCAACGACGACUCCAGACGAGUCACAAACGACACCAACACAAGGAAGUGGAACUGGAACUGGACAGGGACAGGACAUGAUGGCUGAAGCUAAGCUUCUGAGACAGCACAAAGGACGAUUAGAGGCAAGAAUGCAAAUUCUGGAAGACCACAAUAGACAGCUUGAAGCACAACUACAGAGACUACGUCAGUUAUUAGAUGAGCCAAACACAAAAGCAUCAACACUCCAAACACGAGCAGUGACAGCAUCCCAAUUGAAUACGGAAUCACCUGCUAAGCUCCAACAAAAUGGACAUUACACGUCUGAACAGAAUUCAAAUGGAACACAACAAAUAGGAAAUGAUAAUGGUGGUAAUUUCAAUGCUAUGAGCAAUGCAUCGGGUGCACAUGUGAAUGAGCAAUUAAUGAAUCGUCCACCACCACCUGCUCAUACACAUUCAAACUUAUUGCAUAUGGCCGGUGACUUGAAUAAGGCACUAAAGGACCUCGUCACCGUUAUGACGGAUCAGGAAAUUGAACAAAGUGAUUUGAAUGAGAAAGAAUAAAAGAGUCAAUCAGCUUUUUGGAAAGUUGAAUCAUGAGAAUAUUUGUUAAAAAAUAUUGUGAACGAAAUCAACACAUAAUCAAUCUUAUAUCAAUCUAAUAUCGAUAAUAUCAUUAAUUAUUAAGUAGCGAGAAUGUCCUUUUUUAACAAAAUACAAAAAAAAAAGCUAGUAAAAAAUUGAAGUAGCACUCAAAAUCUCUUUCUUUAUAUCCAUAUACAUCUCUACGUCUACAUUUCAGCAUUUUCUAUUUCUAUCCUAUGAAAAAAAAAGUAAAAAUUAAAAAUGGACAAAAACUUUUUAUCCUUCUUCUAAAUCAUACAGUCUCACAUCAAAGAAUAUAAAAUCUUUUUCUACUUCUUUACAUGGAGGAAAAUACACUCAUAGAAAUUUUUACAAUUUAUAAAAAUACCUACAAAAAAAAGUAACGCUUCACGUGGAAGUUUUGCAAUAGAAACUUAAAGAAUUUAUUGAAACAAAAGAUGGAAAAUGAUGGAAACUUUCUAAUGGCAGUGGAAAUUUAUUGUUCAUCAUCGACAUCCUUGAAAUUGAAACCAUAGUUGGAAAUAAAGUCAGUUAUUCAAGGCUGUUCUAGAUUGCACUAGAUUGCACUAGGCUUUGAAAGACCAGAAAUGCGAUGACUGAAAAACUAGAAAUUAAUGUCUCGUGAUUUUACUUCAAAGGUCAAGCUUUGUUACAUAAUAAGAUAUUGGACAACCUUUUUGAUAUCAAGAGCCAUGACUUGUUAUAUCAAGAUCCAUGAAUUGUUAUUAACCGAGCACCUAUAUUCGCAUUGGCAGAUUUGAUUCCGAAAGGCUCAAUACCUAACCCUAAACUACAAAAAGCUAGAUACCAGCUAGAUUUCAACAACUCUACAAUGUUUAAUAAAAUACUUUAAAAUCAUCUUAAUUAAUAAAGUUAAAUAAGUUCCUUUCCAAUCCAAACGAAAAAAUGAUUAAAAAUGUUUCCAAAGGUUGGAUAUUUUUGAAGAAACACUCAACUCUUUGGAGAUUAUAAUUUGUAGAUAGACAAAAAUUAAAAUAACGAGAAAAUCUAAGAUGAUUGAUCUUAUUCUUAUGACAAUUAGUAAGAAUAUAUCAAAUUAUUAUCGAAAAUUUAGUAGAUAAUUCCUGUAAAACCUUAAUAUUUUGCUGAUAAUUGAGAUGAUUCUGAAGUUAUUUAACGAGUAGAGUUUUGAGAGCCAUAAUGUAUCUUUUGAUGAAUAAUUCAUUUCAAAUUAAAAUGUUUUUUGAGAGAAUGGCUGUACAUUUAACAGCUAACCUUCAAAGCAGUCAGAAUCCCCUGUCAUUAGAAAUUUUCCUUAAAUUUCCAACUUUAAACUUUAAAACAGAAAUUAAACCUUUUAAAAUAAAAAACUUACAAUCCACAUUUUAUCAAUCAAACUACAAAACAAAAUGAAACUUAGAUAAAUUAAAUUUUUAAUUAUUACUAAAUGAAACGAGGACCUUGAUCAAGUGGAGAUGCGAACUUAGUUAAUAUUGUAAAGGAAGAUGAAGUUGCAAAAAUAGACAACUUUGUCUUUCCUAUAACUAGACUAAAGUUUGGCAUAUUAAUACUGAUCAAACCUAAAAUCCUCAAAACCUAAAAUAAACCAAAAAGUGUAUUUUUAUUGAUUAAGAAUUCAUUCCCAAUUAUUUUCGAAAAACUUUAAUUUAAUACUUUUCUAUCACUUAGCUUUUCUACCGAUUAAACUACAUAUUUAGCUAACUUUAAUUCUGUUAUGAUUCUUUAUAGAAAUUUUAUUCUUAUUUAUGAAAAGAAAUUGUUCUCAUUCAUAGCUACUAUAUUAAUUAAUUAUAUCGUGGAACUCGAUACGAAAAAAAAUUUAAUUUUUUAAUUACAAUUUUUCCACACUUGUUGUUACAAUUUUUUUUUCUUUUGGUUAUUUAAAAAUGUUUCUGUAAAUGUAUUAAAAAAAUGCAUCGUCGCAAAAAAAAAGCAUGAAUGACGAUGACGGAAAUGUAGUUAAAAUGAUAUUUUGUAACUUGAGCUACUAGAUGAAGAUGAAUAAUCAGUAAUAUGAAUUAUGGAACCAAUAAUACAUAAAAAUUAAUUAAUUAUCAAGAAAUACUAUCAUGAUUAUUAUUAUCAAGAAAAGAAUACGAGAUAUGAUGGAAAAUUGAUGGAGCUGGAUGUUGAUGCCGACAUUUUAAUGGAUUUAUCAAAAAAAAUAUUGACUACAUAUUCCUUUCAUUAUUGACUAAUGAUUCUAAUAUGUAAGAAACAUCUGAAAAUGUCGCGCAUCAUCAAUCACCAUACUCUGAAAAUUUACAGUAGUCACUGACAUUCUACAGUCACUCAUAACAUAAAACACACAUAUUAUACAUUAAAAUACAUAUGAAAAACGAUCAUGAUUUUAAGAUGAUGUUCAAAUCGCAUGUAAAAGAUGGAAAAAAAAUCAUUAAUCAUUAAAUUUGAUGAAAUGCUUCAUAGUCAUAUCAUUUUUAGAAAUGGACAUAAAAUGAAAUAAGAAAGAAACAAUUUGAGAUAAAAUA
Chironomus riparius is the source of this 13238-nucleotide messenger RNA. NCBI's taxonomy places the organism in Eukaryota, Metazoa, Arthropoda, Insecta, Diptera, Chironomidae. The record is from the annotation of a GenBank genome assembly.